GAUCGGUUGGAAGCGCCGUCCAACACGUGAGGCUCAUGUGACGGAGGUAGCUCAGCUCUCCAACCGAGAGACGGUCUUGUCACAGGGUUUAUUUAACACGUAGACCAAACCCUCCUCUAUCACACAUUUACCCGGGAGUAGAGCUUCGGAACUAUUGCUGUGCUUGGAUCUCAGAGUGACAACAUCACAUUGACAGUCUGCAAAGCAAUAGCCUGUUGAAAGAUUAUUAUUUAUAGAAAAAGUGUUAACUAUUGAAAAGAAGAACAUAACAAUAAUAGCAAGAAGAAGAAGAAAAAUAUUUAUUUCUUAAAUUACAAUAUUUGCUGACUAUUGAAACACAACUGAAGAAGCCUAUUUUUAAGGUUGAAUUGUUUGAAGACCAAUAUUUGGAUUUAAUAAAGACGCAAAAUGGAGAGGAUUACAAGUGCACAACCUCCUCCUUGUAUGGCAAAACACCAGUUGCUGGAGAUGGCAGACAUGCAAGAGUAAGUCCCCAGAAACAGCUGGUAAUGUAUGCAUUAUAACAUUGUAAAACAACCUGGUAUUGUUGUGUAAAUAAAUAAAUAACUUUAAACAUGACUUCUUAUCAAUAUGUUCUUCCCAUUGCCCUAUAGAAUGGAUUUCCCAAUGUACGUGUACAAACCCCGAAGGGGGUUGAAGCGCGGGGAAGACAGUAAGGUAUGCUACAGUUCUUUACUUUAAACAUUUUGUUCAUUUAGUUUAAAACAACAUGUUCAUCGUUGGUAAUUCAUUAAUUAUUAUUCCAUUUUGAAUAUAUGUUACACAUAGACUAACAAAUGUAUGCAUGUUUUCCCAUAGGAGACAUACAAGUUACCCCACCGAUUGAUUGAGAAGAAAAGACGUGACAGAAUCAAUGAAUGCAUUGCCCAACUGAAGGAUUUAUUGCCAGAACAUCUCAAACUUGCAGUGAGUACGAAUUUCAUGUGUACUGACUGUGUAAUAGCAAUGCAAAAGGUCUAGCGCCACCUGGUUCAUGUUUGAUUUGUUUGGCCGAAUCAAUGCCUUGAUUAGUCUGACAUUUAAUUCAAACAUUUUGCCUGUUAUGACAAAGGAAACGUAUUAUUCGAUUUUUUUUCAUAAUUGUCCCCCACGAUGAAAUCGGGGAUGGGACUGUGGAUCUGUCUCCGUCUGUCGGUUCGUUCGUUCAUAUGUUAGUCAGACGCGAUGUCUCAGACAGCACUGGGCCGAUGUUGACAAAACUUGUGUGAAUUAUGCGUUUUGACAUAGAGAUCCGGCAUUUACAAAAUUACACUGAUUGAUUGGCUCAAGGCGGGAGCUAUAGUAAUGAACUGAAAUCUGCAUCAUUUGUGGGGUAGACAUGUUUACUGUUGCCGUUUGUAAAUUUGUUUUAUUAUUAUUAUUAUAUCAAUAAUUGUUCAUAUUAUCAUACUGAAAAGUUUGGCUAAUUAUAAUUAAUUGAUUUAACUGCCUACACAUAUUGCCCCAAACUCUUUAAAAACAAUACAUAUUACAUAAAUAGUACAUUCAUCAACUAUGCCUUUAAGUUAUAUUUAUUGCAUUGUGUUGGAAUGUUGGUGUGUGCGGAUUCCCUGCCUUCCCCCCUGUUGUGGUUUGUCCUUUAUUCAGCUGCUGAAAGUGUUACAUAAGAAAGAUCAACAUGCUUAUGGAAGGUCUUCCUGUUUUAGACUUUGGGCCAUUUGGAGAAAGCUGUGGUGUUGGAACUCACUCUGAAGCAUGUGAAAGCCCUAAGCACUCUCCUGGAACAGCAGCAGCAGAAGAUCAUUGCAUUGCAGAAUGGCAUUCAAAUCAGUAAGUUUGAUACAAUGUUUCAGUUUAUUAUGGACUACACCCUAUUCUCCCCGAUCAAUAGUAUUAUUUAUUAUUGACAGACCAUACCAUUGAGACGGUUGGUUUCAUUGCCAAAACUGUAUUAUUAUUGAAUAUAUCUGAUAUGACUUUGUUUUUCACAGGUGAUCAGAGCAGUAUUAGCUCAGAGAACAGUGAGGAGAUCUUCCGCUCUGGCUUCCACGCCUGUGCUAAGGAGGUCCUUCAGUACCUGGCUAACCAGGAGAGCAGCAGAGACCACUUGAGCCCCUCCCACAUGAUCAGCCACCUCCACAAAGUAGCAUCAGAGGUGCUCCAGGGUCCACCCAGACCCCGGCCAGAAGAGUCUACACACAAACCUGUCGAAAGCAUGGAGAAGCCUGCUGGUCAUCCGCCUAAGGGCAACGAGGGUCAUGCCAAGAACUUUGUAUCUGUCAUUCAAAGGACAUACCCCCACGGACAUGGGGAGCAGAGUGGCAGUGACACAGACACUGACAGCGGCUAUGGAGGGGAACACGAGAAACGGGACCCCAAAGGCCAACGCACAAGCUGCUACGGCAAGGAGGGGGAGCUCAAGUAUGCUGGGGCUGAGAGGAUGGCAGGAGGUGGCAUCAAGCAGGAGGGUGACGAGCCCCAGGCCAAGAGGUUAAGAGCUGACUCCUCAGAGGACGAGUCUUCCUCUGGACAGGUGGUCAGCAGCCACGGCAGCUAUAUGAGCUUCUCCCAACACCAGACCCCACUCUGCAUGCCCUUCUACCUCAUUCCCCAAAUGGCUGCAGCAUGGCCCAUGCUGGAGAAGUGCUGGUACCAAGGGGGCAUGCCCCUUUUGUACCCAGGCAUGAGUGGCUCUGCAGCCAGCUUGUCUCCAGAGAAACUACCCCAAAACCUGGUAAUGUCUCCCAGGCCAGGAUCCCCGGCACACCACCAGACACCUAUGGAUUCACCAGCUCUCUUCCAAGCUUUAAAGCAAGUCCCCCCCAUGAACUUGGAAUCCAAAGACUGAUAAACUUUUGUGUUUGCACCCUGCUCUAUGAAUAUUUGGUGUUGAAUAAAUUGCCUGCUGGAAGGCAUCCAGGGAAGGGAAGACAAAGACGAGAGCACCAGCAGCAGCUGUUUCACCCCUCAGCCCGCAUUCUCCCUUUGAGAGCAAACAGCAACUGUCACACACAAACUCAGUGGCCACCGCCCUCCAAGCCAGCACCCAUACACUGAGAGGAGCCUUGGAAAUAGUCAGCACUGAAGCUCAGUCCCUAUGGAGGCUCAAAUAUGACCUGUUGCAAAGUUCUGAGAAACUGUAAAGAGGUCUACACAAGGACAUGACAAAAGUGUUUGAGAGUGGGACUUACUGUGGGGAUGGUUUCUCUGCACUUGUGUUUAAUCUCAGCGUUAAACCCAGUAUAUGAUGCGCAGACAGCACAGCCCCCAGCCAUUCGGACCUGCCCUUUGCACACAUCGGUCUGUAAUGAAUGUAAGAAUUUAAACAAAACCCCUGUAGAUGCUGCUUGAGUUUCUACGUGUUGUAGACCUGUGACUGGAGGAUGAAACUGAAACUGAAACAAACCGUCCUUUAGACUAGAACGCUACAAAAUACGUCUCUGGUUUAUGUUGACCUGGGUUGUCACAAAAUCCAUUGCUCCCUCUUCACCCACCAAGUGUACCUUGCAGCUACAUGUAUUUUUAUUCUUUAAACAAGUCAGGAUGGUGUCACCAGACCUGAUAUGCGUCACUCAUGAUGUAAAUACAGAAGUUCUUUUUUUGUUUUGAGUUUGUAACUCGCUACCAUUCGUGCAAGUAGUUCGUGAGGUAAUGUCUUGUAAUUAUUUUGUUUAUACUACUUGUACAUAUCUAUUUUUGAUACAUGACCUACAGAGUGUAUUUUCAUUGUGACUUGAGGGAGUGCAUUUUAGAUGGCCAUUUUGCUGUAUGCCAAGAGAAUGUGUACAUUUUACAUUUUAGUCAU
This is a messenger RNA of Coregonus sp. 'balchen', 3766 nucleotides long. The record is from the annotation of a GenBank genome assembly. Lineage: Eukaryota; Metazoa; Chordata; Actinopteri; Salmoniformes; Salmonidae.